GCCCAGGUUGCCAUGGUGGAGGUGCAGCUGGAGGUGCAGUACAAGUACCCCCAGAUGCUGCUGAUCGCUUUCAGCGCCUGCACAACCGUGCUCGUGGCGGUUCAUCUCUUCGCCCUUCUCAUCAGCACCUGCAUCCUGCCCAACGUGGAAGCGGUGAGCAACAUCCACAACCUGAACUCCAUCAGUGAGUCGCCGCACGAGCGCAUGCACCCCUACAUCGAGCUGGCCUGGGGCUUCUCCACCGUCCUGGGGAUCCUCCUUUUCCUUGCCGAAGUCGUGCUGCUCUGCUGGAUCAAAUUUCUGCCCGUGGGCUCCAUCCUGAAAAACGAGACGACCAACGUCGAGAAGCCCAGCGGCCACGCGGGUUGGCAGUCGGCGCUCGUCUCCACCAUCAUCAUGGUGCCCGUGGGGCUGAUUUUCGUUGUCUUCACCAUCCACUUCUACCGCUCGCUGGUGCGGCACAAAACGGAGCGCCACAACCGCGAGAUCGAGGAGCUUCACAAACUGAAAGUGCAGCUGGACGGGCACGACAGAGGCAUGCAGGUGGUGUGA
Molecule: messenger RNA, 552 nt
Organism: Apaloderma vittatum (bar-tailed trogon)
Lineage: Eukaryota; Metazoa; Chordata; Aves; Trogoniformes; Trogonidae
Gene: ORAI2
Product: ORAI calcium release-activated calcium modulator 2
Exons: 1
Coding region: 13-552 (179 amino acids)
Biological process (GO): store-operated calcium entry
Cellular component (GO): membrane
Molecular function (GO): store-operated calcium channel activity
Source: RefSeq, a predicted model, not a curated record